AUGUCCGCUGUCAACUCGACCCGGGUCAACGCGCCGCAGGCCUUCGUGUCGAGCUUUGCGCCGCGCAUCCGCACAUAUGGCAACUCGCUGUUGACUCCCGUCGUCCCACAAACCAUCCUCCCUCCCGUGCGCACCACCAAACGAGGCACCACCGCCAUCAACUACGCCGAGGAGUUUGACGAUGAUAGCAUUGACGAGUCGGACGGCCCUCGACGCGCGACAGGCCUGCGCACGGCUCAGCAGCGGCGCGAACCAGACCCGCUGGCGGAGAAGGCCAAAGAGCUGGGCAAGGACAUCUAUGCGCCGGUCGAUGUGCAGGGCAUUUGGCGCGACUGGAUGGGCAAGCCAAAGCGCAUUCUGACAGAGCGACAGAUGCACGUGCAGUCUGCUCUGCCCACCACCCUCAUACCCAUCAAGAUCGACCUUGAGGUCGCGCCCUUCAGGCCUGAAGCCGCGCUGCCUACGCCCAACAACGCCAAAGACUUUGGCAUUGACGAGAACCUGCCCGCGUACAAGGCCCCGGAGCCGACGCCGCCCUAUCGACUCAAGGAUCAGUUCCUCUGGAACCUCCACGAGGCACUGAUCACGCCAGACAUGUUCGCGAAGACUUUCGUGGACGAGCUGGACUUCCCGGUCAUGAGAAAGCAAGCCAUGAUUGUGGAGAUUGCACAGCAAAUACGGCUGCAAUUGGAGGAACAUGCUGCGACUGCACUACACCCGCUCUUCCAACCAGAGGCAGCUAACCCUGCACCGCCCACUACCAAUGCUCCGACGCCGUCGUUGAGGCCUGCAAUGUCACGAGAGCAUUCGUCAACACCUCUGCAAGCAGAAACACCAAACGGCGCCUUUCUGCAGCUGCCACUCACGAAUGGCCACAAUACAUCGUCCGACCCUCCCAGUCCCAUGGCCAACGGCCUAUCGACCUCUGCUUUAGCUGUUACUGCGCAACCAUUGCCCAAGGACCCUUCGGCAUCGUCAGCUCUCAAUCCACCGGACACGCAUCGCUGCAUUAUCACACUGUCAAUCAACCAUCAGAACAAGCUUUACACCGACAAAUUCGAGUGGUCUCUGCUUCACCCUCCAGGAUUCCCGGAAGUGUUUGCUAAGCAGACCUGUGCUGAUCUUGGACUGCCCGGAGAGUGGGUUCCUAACAUGGCCCAUGCUAUCUACGAGGCGAGCUUGCGAUUGAAGAAGGACAUGAUUGACAAUAAUGGCACGUUGGCUGGGGUGGUCGGCAGUGGCGUCGACGGCUGGGGUGUGAUCGAGAAUGAGGCCUGCGAAUAUCAUGGCACCGCAGAAUCGGCACUUGGCGUUGGAGCGGGCUGGAGAUUCGACGAGGACGGACUUGGCGUAGACUGGGAGCCAAAGCUUGAAGUAUUGAGCAAAGACGAGAUCGAGAGGCGAGAAGGAGACCGUGAACGACAGAUCAGACGACAACGGAGAGAAACGGCGCGCUUCACAACCAACUACUCGCUGCAAGCACAGAGCAGUGGUCUGGGAGACUAUUUCUCUGGCGGGCUUGGAGCAUCACAAACGAAUGGCGGGGCGGACGAUGAACGCAUGGGUCGUGGGGAGCGGGCAAAGAAGAAGCGCCGCUUCAGAAGCUUGUCGCCUGCUGGACGGGAGACGCCAGAAGUCGCGGGCUUCGGCGGCACGACGAGUCAGUUGUCUGAAGGGGAGCGGCAAUAUUGGAGCUGUUCACACUGUUGCAUUUGGGGUGCUGCCAUCUGGGGAGUUCGCGAUGGUCCUGCAGGGCCUCGAACUCUCUGCAACAACUGUGGACUACUAUACGAGCGUGACAAGCGACUGCCGCCUUGGAAUCACCGCCUCUUCUACCACGAGAAGAAUCAAGGAUCUCGUGAAGCUCAUAUGCCGCAAUUCGGACCAGGAGCAGCGGCGCCUCCGCCACGUCAAUCGACACAUCUUCAGUCAGACAUUGCUUCAUUCCCGACACUGACACCAACUCAGACGCCUCGAUCACUGCGCGAGGAUCUGAAUCCUUCAUCGCACUUGUACACUGGUGCCUCUUCGGGUGGCCAAGGUCAAAUAAGUGCUUCAACCAUGGCCGAUAUUGUCAACUAUGCAGAACCUGGCGAAGACCUCGACUGGACGAAGAUCACUGAACCACGCGAACGGAAACGAUUACAGAACAUUAUCAAUGGACGAAAAUACCGCGAGCGCAGACUGGCCGCGGAAGGGCAUGGAGGCAGUGGCGGUAAUUAUCCCGGGGCGGCUGGCGUGGGAAGCUUCUUGAGCGCAGGAUAUGGGCAGCGGCAGUCCACCUUGCAGCAAACACCAUCGGCUAUCAGCAUCGACUCACCACAGAAGUGA
Messenger RNA from Fulvia fulva, 2331 nucleotides. Its product is annotated as Chromatin structure-remodeling complex subunit sfh1. The transcript has 2 exons. The record is from RefSeq and is a predicted model, not a curated record. Lineage: Eukaryota; Fungi; Ascomycota; Dothideomycetes; Mycosphaerellales; Mycosphaerellaceae. Gene Ontology annotation, cellular component: RSC-type complex; nucleus; nuclear chromosome. The coding region runs from base 1 to 2331 and encodes 776 amino acids. Gene Ontology annotation, molecular function: transcription coregulator activity. Gene Ontology annotation, biological process: regulation of transcription by RNA polymerase II; chromatin remodeling.